CCCUUCAGUUCAAACGUCACGACGCCGACGUCGACGCCGAAUAAACGGAGAAGAUCGACGCGUACGCGCAAAGAAACAGCUGCUGAGGGAGAGAUGGACCUAGAUUCAGCCGGCGAGACUGACCACGACGAAAGCGACAAUGUACCAUCACCAGCAGAAUCCAGCCAGGACGAGUUUGAGGAUGUAGCACCAGCGAAGAAACCCAGGAAAUCAGCCAUCAAGGGCACAUCUAAUAGAACUAAGAAAAAGAAUGUACAGAUUAUUAGAGAUAACGGUACAGAAAACGCGCUUUACGAGACGCUCACAGAAGCAACUGUCGAUGUUCCUACUGCAGUACAGGAAUGGCUGGGCUCCUAUGUAGACGAUCGACACGAAUCACUUCAGACACUCAUAAAUUGUCUCAUUAAGACCACAGGAUGUCAACAAUCUAUUACGGCAGAUCAGGCCGUCGACUUCGAUGGUAUACCAGAUGUGAUAGACUCGCUAGAGCGUUCAUUUAAAUCUCAAUCUAAUACAGUAUACCCUCUCAUCCACCGUGCUGGAAACCUCAAGAAAAUUGGCGUAGCAAUAACCAAAUUCUUAGACGAACUCGUGAAGUCCUCCUCAGAAUCUUUGACUCUCUAUGAAGAAUCAGAGAAUGGUGAAACUCUCAUGGAAACACUCCAACAUUGGAUCACAAGUUUGACCUCUUCUCCGCUCAGAGCAUUUAGACAUACAGCCACAGUAUGGGGUCUCUCUUUGUCUAGCGCAUUGUGUAAACUCGCUAGAGAUUUUGAUAAGCAGUUCUCAAAAGAAUCGAGUCGUCGUCAAACUUCUAACAAAUCUGAAACUUUGCUGUCAAGAAAGACAACAGUAGAAAAUUUCAUACAAGAAGUCACAGAUGGUGUUUUUAUACACAGAUAUAGGGAUAUAGAGCCAAUUAUCAGAUCAGAAUGUGUCAAAGCUUUGGGAUUCUGGAUGAAAACAUGGCCAAAUCACUUCCUCGAAGGUAAUUACCUGAGGUAUACAGGCUGGUUACUCUCAGAUACAGAUGCAUCAGUCAGACACGCAGCCAUCGAUUCACUCGUGCCGUUAUAUUCUUCUGAAGAGCAUUUAACACAACUGCAACAUUUCACCGAUAGAUUCAAGCAGCGUUUAAUAGAGAUAAGUCUAAGGGAUAUCGACGCUAGCGUGAAAAUAUCCUCUUUAAAACUCAUCACCGCUAUCGAUAACCAUGAGCUACUUGAAGACGACGAAAGGAUGCAGAUAUCAAAACUAGCAUUCGACUUGAACCCGAAAGUACGCAAAGCAUGCGGAGGGUUCUGGCAGACGCUUGUAGAUGAUGAGCAGAAGAGACUCGUUGGAACGGCCCCUAACAUGAACGAAAACAAUUAUGAUAUUGAGCAACUCGGGACGAUCAAGGCAUUCACAAGUCUCCUCGUAACAUCCACGCGCAUAAUUGACGGUCCUGAAAAGCGUCGAACUGGAAACGAAGCAGGAAGUAGGUUGAGAAUUGCGCUGGAUGACCUUUGGAGUUCCUUAGACGUUGUGCGCGACUGGAAGGCGAUGUUAGAUACUUUAAUUAUCGACCAUUCGACAAUUGAUGACAACUUCUCGCAAUUUAAACUAACUGAAGAUGAGGAAGACAUGCUAGUCGAACUAUUCUGCGCAUGCGUGAACCACAUCCACGACGAAUCAGACGCAGCUUCAGACACGUCCAUUCGGAGGAAGAAGAAACCAGUAGUUGGCGAUGAGUUAACCAAAGUCUCGCGUCAAUUGAUACAAGAUCUUCCAAAUCUCUACUCAAAGCAUCAGGCAAUACCUUCACGUAUGGCAGAUUUACUGACGUUACCUCGCGCGAUGGAACUCACACUCUACUUGGACAUGCGAAUGGAGGGUGCCUUUGAAUCAUUAUACAAUGAAAUUAGCCAACAAUUUCAAAAGCACUCCUUACCAUCCGUUUUAGAAGCUGCUACUGAGAGUAUUUUUGCACUCAACAACGCGAAUGUUUUGGUAAAUAUCAGUGAGAGGAAUUAUGACGCUUUGGUUUAUAACCUCGUCUCGUCACUCAAAUCUCUCGUGUCAGGACAGGAAAUUGAGAAUGCAGAUAUCGAUGAAGAUAGCGCAAACAGAAUACAAUCUGCGUUGUUAAGAUUCAUCUUCAUUUCUACCAGAGCCAAGUUAGGUGAUACCAUGGAUGAAAGCGCUGGCGAUGAUGCUAGUGUUUCGCAAAUUGUACUUGCGUUAGCCACUAGAGGUGCACUUGGUUACGAAAUCGAAGCCAAGAUGGUUGAAAAUGCUUUACAGUUACUCUUCUUGAAUCUCCUCUGGCGCGCGUCUGAUCUUGUUAAGAUGGAAGCAAUCACAACUGAAAGGGAGGAUUCAGAGUAUGAGAUUAAACUGUCACAACUUAAUCAAUCGCGUGAUGAUCUCUAUCAACUGGUCGUUGAUUUAUCUGUCGGCUCGACAUCAAAUUCAACAGAAAGUGUCAAAUCUAAAGCAUUCAAGAUACUAAUGGAAUUGGCUAUCUUAUUCACGAACGGCAGAUCAAAAGAAUUCAGCACUGGAAUAUCAAAACACAGCUCAAUCGAGUUCAGUGAAGAAAUUCAAUUGAGAUGUAUGGGAUAUGUCGAAGCUGAAAUAGAACAAUUUGCCCAAGACUGUCGUUUCAAUGCAGACGAAGGUAAUGAGGAAGACGACGAUGAAGUAUCUGAAGGCGAUGAUAGUAGCGAUGACGAAGCUCAAUCAAAGACCAAGAAGAAAACAAAGGCGACAUCAAAGGCAAAACAAUCAAAGAAGACAAAAAAACAGGAAUCAACGUUGGCACUCCAACCAGACCACAUUGAUAAAACGUACGAGUUCUCAGAGAUGAUAGCCGUUACUGUGAAAUCUAUAAGAUUGGGUGUUAUGCCAAUAGACAAACUACCAGUGAUACUAGCCCACCAUGGAAGAUUUGGGGUCUUAUUUGAUAGUCUCAAUAAGCUAGCAUUAGAUGCAAUACGUGAGAUUUCUUUAUAUGCAGGUAGCGAAUACUAUUUGGGAAUCGUACAAGUUAUUUCUUCAUCUUUGAUAUCCGCCCAUAAGCUACUUUUGGAAGGAAAGGUUGAUGACGACUCACAUUUGAUCAGCUUGGGAAGAUCACUCUCUUCGUCUUUGAUUGUUAGAGGUGCCCAACUCAAGAUAGUGAAGAAAACAUCACCAAAUGUGAUAGUAGCAAUUCACAAGAGGGUACUCACAGAUUUGGUAGAUAAUCUCAAGCCAGUUGUUGGUGAACAACGUAAAAAUGCUGCCAAGAUAUCCCAAAUCAACUCAGGUUUCAAAGCUUUACAUCAUCUCCUAGCUGCUGGUCCAUCCGGACUCAUAGAAGGCAAACAUGUACUUGAGGUUAAGAACUUCUACGAUGAGUUGCUCAAAUCAGCGGAGAUUGCUGUUGGAACGUCGAGCAAAAUCUGGGAUGGUGCACGAUCAUAUGAGAAGAAGUUAGUUAAUUUAAUAGCGAAAGAUAAGAAUCUUGUUAGGCAUACUGAAGAUGGUGAUGCAUCUAUGGUUCGCCAAGCACGUCCGAGAGCUGUGGCUACAGCUGCCAAGGAGUUAUCUAAGGAUAUGGUCGAAAGCGACGAAGAAAGUGAUGACAACAGUGAAAACGAGCAUGCUGAAGAGCAGGACGAAGAACCUGAGAACGACGCUGAAGAAAAUGACGAGACUGUAGAGCCAGAAGGAGAAAAAGGAGGCGUGGCUUCAUCGUCACCACUUUCGAAACUGCCUGAGGAAGAAGACGAUGAGUCCGAAAACGUUUCUUCACAGAUGUCGAAGAAAAGAUCGCGACAAUCAGAUGUGCAACCAGAAAUGGAAUCGCCAACUAAAGGUUUACAACAGUCGAACAUAUUAAGAACUAAACGCAGUCGCAUAAUCUAAGAAAUUGUAAUAAAAUUAUUUGCUGUAC
Wallemia mellicola CBS 633.66 is the source of this 3922-nucleotide messenger RNA. RefSeq lists its product as hypothetical. Gene Ontology annotation, cellular component: nucleus; chromatin; cohesin complex. The transcript has 5 exons. The record is from RefSeq and is a predicted model, not a curated record. The coding region runs from base 94 to 3894 and encodes 1266 amino acids. Lineage: Eukaryota; Fungi; Basidiomycota; Wallemiomycetes; Wallemiales; Wallemiaceae. Gene Ontology annotation, biological process: sister chromatid cohesion. Gene Ontology annotation, molecular function: chromatin binding.